GUUUGCAGCAGAAGCCGGUGCAUUGCAUUUAUUUGUUCUUUGUUUUAAAAGCACGGGGGAUCCCGGUGCACGGUUAUAAUUAAUUAAAAGUGGGGUGAAAGGGGGGGGAAAAUUGCAUGCAAUGUAAUGCAAUGCAGCAUUCAGACGGUGGAGGCCGGCGUUCUGCAUUUCUUUUAAAAAUAAUUAAAAAUUCACGGUCUCGGUAACCGGGGGAUGAAGGAGGAAGGUUGCAAAAUGAGAAGAGCCCGGCAGUCGGGGGUUUGCGAGAGAAAAAUAAGGAGCGGGGCGUCCGGUGAAAACGCGCCCGGGAGAGGGAGCGAAAGCGCGGGCGCCCUCCAGUAAAUGGCGGCCCGCGCGGGGGCCGUUCGGCCGGCGCCCCCCUUGCUAUCCUGGUCCUGUCGCCCUCGCGCCGCCUCAGCGCCCCGGGAGCUCUCAGCCCACUCCGGUCAUGUGACGGCGAACGUAACGGAACGUGCAGCAACCGUUUGGCAGUUUGGUUCGAGGGGAGGGGGAAAAGGCGGCGGCGGCGCGGAGCUUCGGUCGGUCUCUCUCUCUGGGCUGCGCCACAGCGAAGAAAAGCCGAGGAGGCGGAGGGGGCCCAGGCACCGCGGCAGCGACGGAAACACCGGGGUGUUCAAAAAAGAAAAUAAAUUUGCCACCACACGGUUUUUUUAGUCAAUCCUUCCCCCUCCCUCCGACAGCAGAGCUGCAGAAAAGUGAUGAGGAAAAGCCAGGGAACUAUAGACCAGUGAGUCUGACAUUGGUGGUGAGCAAGUUGUUGGAGGGAAUCCUGAUGGACUACAGGUAUUUGGAAAGGGUCUAAAUAUGGAACUGGCUAAUCAUGGUCUAAUCCUGCUACAACAACUCAAUGCACAGCGAGAAUUUGGCUUCUUGUGCGACUGCACAGUGGCUAUUGGUGAUGUCUAUUUCAAAGCACACAAAGCUGUGCUUGCCUCUUUUUCCAAUUACUUCAAAAUGUUAUUCAUUCAUCAAACCAGUGACUGUGUCCGAUUGAAACCAACUGAUAUUCAGCCAGAUAUCUUUAGCUACCUCCUGCAUUUAAUGUACACCGGGAAAAUGGCUCCCCAGAUUAUUGAUCCUGUCCGUCUCGAGCAGGGAAUUAAGUUCCUGCAUGCAUACCCACUGGUACAGGAAGCCAGCUUAGCCAGCCACGGAGCGGUUCCUCGUCCUGAUCAGGUUUUUGCUUGGACAUCAUCAUUAUAUGGCAUCCAGAUUGCAGAUAAUCAAACCACACCUCAGAGUAGGUUAUCAGCAGCAGAAAAGUCUUGUCGAGAGCCCAGGUCACAUGCUCAUCCUUCUCGGAUGGAGCAAGAACGAGGUGCAGAAGCUAACCAGCAGCAUCCCCAGGGUGCACAGAUGCUUCAGCCGUCUCAACAGAUUGGGCAGUCAUCUGCAACGGCUUUAGGUACACAACAAGGCUUGAUCUCUGCAGCUGGUCCUCCAACGGCUGAAGAACGAUGUGAAAAUAUCCCUCUAUUAGAUGGGCAGCCAGGAAUACAUGCAAUAGCUCAUGUUAAACCCAGUAUUAUGAAAAGGAACAGUGGUUUUCCCAAGUUUUAUGUCUGUCAUCUUUGUGGCAGAAGGUUCACUCUACGAAGCAGCCUACGUGAGCACCUGCAGCUCCACACAGGAAUGUCUCUUCCAGUUACCAACCCAGCAGGAAUGAAUAUGCUAGGCCAAUUGGUAGAGCCUGGGAAACCUUCAAAAGAUCCUGAGGAAAUACCUGAAGCAGAAGUAAUUAGUGAUGGCGAACUACAGCAGAAAAAUGAUUCACCAAUGGCAGAUGGCCAACUACAAGCCGAAACACCACCCCCAUCAGACAUUGCAGACAUUGACAACAUAGAGCUAGGGGAUCAAGAUAGGGAAGUGAAAAGGCGAAAAUAUGAAUGCUCCAUUUGUGGACGUAAAUUCAUCCAGAAAAGUCACUGGCGAGAGCAUAUGUAUAUUCACACUGGCAAGCCAUACAAGUGUAGUACCUGUGAUAAAACAUUCUGUAGAGCCAACCAGGCUGCCAGGCAUGUGUGCCUUAACCAGAAUUCUGAUACCUAUAUGAUGGUGGAUAAUAAGCAAGCAAUGCUUACUGAAGGUUCUUCUGAAGAAACGAGCCAGUCACUAAUGGAUCCAGUGUACCUAGCAACAAACCAAUCAAACCAGUCGUACAAGUGCAAUCUGUGUGAUAAAAGCUUCUCAACUGCUAGUGAAGCUGUUCGGCAUUCAUGUCAAAACCAGAACUCUGAUACCUUUGUUUUGAUGGAAGGCCAACCAACAAUUCAAGGGGAAGGCUCUUCAGAAGCUUGCGAAGUGACAGAAGUGAGCCAGUCAUUGUCAGAAACCGUGCAUAACGUGGAAGAUGGUCAAGCCGUUUUAGUGGAAUGAAAACUUUGUUCAUUUACACACUUUUCCAUGUGUUUCUUAUAAUGUACAAUUUAAAACCGAUGAUAGUUCUUAGAUAUAAGGAUGUUAAAAGUUUAUUUUCUAAAUUAGAUCUAAGCUUUCUUCUCUGGUAAAAGCAUGUCGUUCGUUUAUCCAAGGAUCUUGUUACUUUUAAAAUGAAAAUUCAGGUGGCAUCAUUGUAUCAGUCAGUGUUUGCACUAGAAUUCAGACUAGCCCCUGUCAAUCAUGAGCUGCUUCAGGACUAGGUUAAUAUAAAAGAAACCGAUGUGCAUUGUUCUUUACUUGUACUGGUGUUGCCUGAUAGCUACAUACUUUGCAAAAUAGAUUGAGUAGGAAAUUAAAUCACGCUGUACCAAAUGCAAAGAAGUUAUUACAUCAUGAUAUUUAUAUGCCUCACCAGGCCACUUUCUGCUCAGCCUCCCUGAACCAACUACAGUCUCAAAGAAACGAAUAAACACCUGUUGAGCUCUAUGGAUGUGUACUCAAACUAAAAGUUUCCUGGUUUGAAUUAAGCAUUGGCGACUGACCGUUUCAAGGGGUCACAGUGCAGCAGUUCACAUUUUGUGAUUAAAUAAAACUCCUGUUCUCUCAGAUGUAAGAGCUGUUGAUAAAUGUUGUUAUGCUUCACUAAUUGUCAGCUAAUCACUGAGCAUAUCCCAACUGUUGGUAGUAUAUUUCGCAAAUAAUGAAUCAUAGACAGAGCAUUGGCAUUGCUGAGCCAACAAUGAAUCCAGAGUAUGGGUAUACCCUGGGUGAAGUCGGCAUAUGACUAAUUUGUUGAAUAACAAUUAUGUUAUUGUUAUUAGCAAAAGAAGAACCUGGAAUGGUGAAGGUAUUGCAGUAACUCCUAUGUCAGCUAGAAUGCCCUUCUAAUGAGUGAAUCAUAUAUAUAUAUAUGAAAGGUAUUUUAUAGAUAGAACUUGUUUGAUAUAGUAUUAAAUACAAAUUGCUCACAUUUUGGAAAUUUUAUUAGAUAUUUGAGACCCGUUUUCCAGUGUGAUAGAACAAAGUAGUGCUCUGGUGCUCCACGUUCUUCCCUACUCACUUGCAUAAUCUUGUUUUUAAAUGUUCAGUGUAAAUCUGAAUAUCACUUUUACCUCACUUAUUUACAAUUUGCUCCUUGACAUGUGUGUAUAAUUUGCUUUCAAGAUGUGGGAAUGGGGGGGAUAUCAGAGUACACCUAUGCAUGCUGACUUCAAAAUACAGUAGUAGUAUUUGUAACUUGUUUUACAGAAAUAGUAAUUGCAUUAUUUAUUGUGUUGUAUGUCUUUUAUACAUUUUAGAUUUUUUAAUAAAUACUGGAAAAAUUAAAAGUUGAAGAUAGGAUCCCUUAAAAACAUCUAUCCUUUAUCAUUGAAAAUUUGUAAUCUGUUUUAAACCAAAAUUGCAGUAACACUGCUGUCUGAUGGGGUGGGGAAGGGAGAUCUCUGCUGCAAAAAUAAGCUGUCACAUUUGGCUUCAGAAAUAUUUACUAAAAGUUCACAUGUACCAACAAUGUCAGCACUUGCCCUGUAUUAUUCAUGUGGAAAUUUACUUCUCCGCACAAAGUUGCAUUGCACCACAUUGAACUAAUUUGGAGCAAAAGUGACAGAAUUUCCUUAAUGCCCUGUUACAUUGAUAAAAAGUAUUUUCUUAAAAUUCAUUUUAUUUUACAAUUAGACAGUUUUUAUUUGCAGAUUAGAGUGAUACUAGCACAAUUCAGUACUAUACUAGUUGGAUUAGUUAGUACCAAUAGUGUUAAGUGCUGUUAUUGUAAACAUUCACUAAAACCACUGUCUGAAGUACACAUAAAUAAACAUGAUACUCAAACAAAAUGACUAAUUUUACCAAUAGGUUAUGAAAGGGUACACCAGGUUGGUACAUUUGGAAUUGUUACUUAUAAAUGCUAGUGUUACAAGAAGCAUUGAACCCCAAUAUGUUUUGUUUUACUAUUUUAUUAUUUGUCGUUUUGUCUAUAUAGUUAUUUAACCACUUAUUGCUCAGUAAAUCCCCCAGAGAUAUACAAACGUAUUACUUUCAGAUUUAAAAUGCUAAAACAUGUUAAUGAGAUUGAGAAAUAAUGUAUGUAAAUUGCUUUGUUGUUACAAGUUUCGUAUAGACUUAAAAUCAAUAUUUGAAAUAAAGUUCAACUGCCUUAAAAUACAUAAAGCGUAACCAUGAUGCUCAGUGUCAAAGCUAUUAUUUGCAUUAAAAUUCAAAUAAAAUGUAGUUUUUUUUAAUCAGUAUUUUGUAAGGUUUGUUUCAAAAGAGAAUAUACUGUAAUUUAGUCUUGUAAAACGAGUCCCACAUGAGGAAAGUACAUUCCUUUGUUAUAAUGAAGAAUAAGUAAUACACUAUAACAUUCUUGACCAAAUCAAAUUGAAGUUGACCAGUUUAAUUGGGGAAAUAAAUGCUUCUUUUGGCCCCCUAUAGAUCUUUUAAGAUUUUCUAAUCGUAUUUUUUAAUAUGUUGAUAAUGGCAGUCAAACUUUACUUGAAUUUCAAAUUGCAGGUGUUUUGGAGCAUUAUUUUCUUGUGAUGUAAUCUGCAGUCGCGCUCCUUACCAACAUUGUAAGAAUUUGAAAUGCAUUGUACAGUGCUGCCUUUUUUGUGUAACUUUUAAUUUGCUGCUUGAAAGCUAACCAGUUCACUGUUUAGUUGGAAGCCUUAUUUGACAAAGCAUACAUGAAAAAUCCUUAUCCUUGCUGUAUACAGUAAUAGACUACAGCUUAGUUGUGUAUGUCUUGUUGACUAAGCCACAGCUCUAAACUUGAGCCUUACAUUUUCAAUGACUUGUUUAAGACCUAAAUACACAAACUGAAUACACAUUGCACCUGUAUUUGUCUUGAUUCCAUGCUGCAACUUUUCUGUUACAGUCAAAAAUUUUGUUAGUCAAUAUGUAUAAUGUAUAAUACAACGCUGCCAAUA
Messenger RNA from Hemiscyllium ocellatum (epaulette shark), 5321 nucleotides. Its product is annotated as zinc finger and BTB domain-containing protein 2-like. Gene Ontology annotation, molecular function: RNA polymerase II cis-regulatory region sequence-specific DNA binding; DNA-binding transcription factor activity, RNA polymerase II-specific; protein binding. The coding region runs from base 826 to 2397 and encodes 523 amino acids. Gene Ontology annotation, cellular component: nucleus. The record is from RefSeq and is a predicted model, not a curated record. Gene Ontology annotation, biological process: regulation of transcription by RNA polymerase II. Lineage: Eukaryota; Metazoa; Chordata; Chondrichthyes; Orectolobiformes; Hemiscylliidae. The transcript is spliced from 4 exons.